Oncorhynchus keta (chum salmon) is the source of this 6573-nucleotide messenger RNA. RefSeq lists its product as uncharacterized. Bases 135 to 6563 code for a protein of 2142 amino acids. The record is from RefSeq and is a predicted model, not a curated record. Lineage: Eukaryota; Metazoa; Chordata; Actinopteri; Salmoniformes; Salmonidae. The transcript has 3 exons.
AGACAGAGUGGGUGAGGGAGAGAGACAGAGUGGGUGAGGGAGAUUUUGUUUCUUUCUGGAAAACACUAAACAAACAAGACGAAGAGCUAUCUAUCCAAAACAGAGAUGUGGAUAACCAGAAGUUAAAGAAUGGGAUGAAGCCAGUGGUCCAGAUGGAACUAUCCAACCAGAAGUUAAAGAAUGGGAUGAAGCCAGUGGUCCAGGUGGAACUAUCCAACCAGAAGAUAAAGAAUGGGAUGAAGUCAGUGGUCCAGAUGGAACUAUCCAACCAGAAGUUAAAGAAUGGGAUGAAGCCAGUGGUCCAGAUGGAACUAUCCAACCAGAAGAUAAAGAAUGGGAUGAAGUCAGUGGUUCAGAUGGAACUAUCCAACCAGAAGUUAAAGAAUGGGAUGAAGCCAGUGGUUCAGAUGGAACUAUCCAACCAGAAGUUAAAGAAUGGGAUGAAGCCAGUGUCUCAGAUGGAACUAUCCAACCAGAAGUUAAAGAAUGGGAUGAAGCCAGUGUCUCAGAUGGAACUAUCCAACCAGAAGAUAAAGAAUGAGAUGAAGCCAGUGGUUCAGAUGGAACUAUCCAACCAGAAGUUAAAGAAUGGGAUGAAGCCAGUGGUUCAGAUGGAACUAUCCAACCAGAAGAUAAAGAAUGGGAUGAAGCCAGUGGUUCAGAUGGAACUAUCCAACCAGAAGUUAAAGAAUGGGAUGAAGCCAGUGGUUCAGAUGGAACUAUCCAACCAGAAGUUAAAGAAUGGGAUGAAGCCAGUGGUUCAGAUGGAACUAUCCAACCAGAAGUUAAAGAAUGGGAUGAAGCCAGUGGUUCAGAUGGAACUAUCCAACCAGAAGAUAAAGAAUGGGAUGAAGCCAGUGGUUCAGAUGGAACUAUCCAACCAGAAGUUAAAGAAUGGGAUGAAGCCAGUGGUUCAGAUGGAACUAUCCAACCAGAAGAUAAAGAAUGGGAUGAAGCCAGUGGUUCAGAUGGAACUAUCCAACCAGAAGUUAAAGAAUGGGAUGAAGCCAGUGGUUCAGAUGGAACUAUCCAACCAGAAGAUAAAGAAUGGGAUGAAGCCAGUGUCUCAGAUGGAACUAUCCAACCAGAAGUUAAAGAAUGGGAUGAAGCCAGUGGUUCAGAUGGAACUAUCCAACCAGAAGAUAAAGAAUGGGAUGAAGCCAGUGUCUCAGAUGGAACUAUCCAACCAGAAGUUAAAGAAUGGGAUGAAGCCAGUGGUUCAGAUGGAACUAUCCAACCAGAAGUUAAAGAAUGGGAUGAAGCCAGUGGUUCAGAUGGAACUAUCCAACCAGAAGAUAAAGAAUGGGAUGAAGCCAGUGGUUCAGAUGGAACUAUCCAACCAGAAGUUAAAGAAUGGGAUGAAGCCAGUGGUUCAGAUGGAACUAUCCAACCAGAAGAUAAAGAAUGGGAUGAAGCCAGUGUCUCAGAUGGAACUAUCCAACCAGAAGUUAAAGAAUGGGAUGAAGCCAGUGGUUCAGAUGGAACUAUCCAACCAGAAGUUAAAGAAUGGGAUGAAGCCAGUGGUUCAGAUGGAACUAUCCAACCAGAAGUUAAAGAAUGGGAUGAAGCCAGUGUCUCAGAUGGAACUAUCCAACCAGAAGUUAAAGAAUGGGAUGAAGCCAGUGGUUCAGAUGGAACUAUCCAACCAGAAGUUAAAGAAUGGGAUGAAGCCAGUGUCUCAGAUGGAACUAUCCAACCAGAAGUUAAAGAAUGGGAUGAAGCCAGUGGUUCAGAUGGAACUAUCCAACCAGAAGAUAAAGAAUGGGAUGAAGCCAGUGGUUCAGAUGGAACUAUCCAACCAGAAGAUAAAGAAUGGGAUGAAGCCAGUGUCUCAGAUGGAACUAUCCAACCAGAAGUUAAAGAAUGGGAUGAAGCCAGUGGUUCAGAUGGAACUAUCCAACCAGAAGAUAAAGAAUGAGAUGAAGCCAGUGGUUCAGAUGGAACUAUCCAACCAGAAGUUAAAGAAUGGGAUGAAGCCAGUGGUUCAGAUGGAACUAUCCAACCAGAAGAUAAAGAAUGGGAUGAAGCCAGUGGUUCAGAUGGAACUAUCCAACCAGAAGUUAAAGAAUGGGAUGAAGCCAGUGUCUCAGAUGGAACUAUCCAACCAGAAGUUAAAGAAUGGGAUGAAGUCAGUGGUUCAGAUGGAACUAUCCAACCAGAAGUUAAAGAAUGGGAUGAAGUCAGUGGUUCAGAUGCAACUAUCCAACCAGAAGAUAAAGAAUGGGAUGAAGCCAGUGGUUCAGAUGGAACUAUCCAACCAGAAGAUAAAGAAUGGGAUGAAGCCAGUGGUUCAGAUGGAACUAUCCAACCAGAAGAUAAAGAAUGGGAUGAAGCCAGUGGUUCAGAUGGAACUAUCCAACCAGAAGAUAAAGAAUGGGAUGAAGCCAGUGGUUCAGAUGGAACUAUCCAAUCAGAAGAUAAAGAAUGGGAUGAAGCCAGUGGUUCAGAUGGAACUAUUCAACCAGAAGUUAAAGAAUGGGAUGAAGCCAGUGGUUCAGAUGGAACUAUCCAACCAGAAGAUAAAGAAUGGGAUGAAGCCAGUGGUUCAGAUGGAACUAUCCAACCAGAAGAUAAAGAAUGGGAUGAAGCCAGUGGUUCAGAUGGAACUAUCCAACCAGAAGUUAAAGAAUGGGAUGAAGCCAGUGGUUCAGAUGGAACUAUCCAACCAGAAGUUAAAGAAUGGGAUGAAGCCAGUGUCUCAGAUGGAACUAUCCAACCAGAAGUUAAAGAAUGGGAUGAAGCCAGUGGUUCAGAUGGAACUAUCCAACCAGAAGUUAAAGAAUGGGAUGAAGCCAGUGUCUCAGAUGGAACUAUCCAACCAGAAGUUAAAGAAUGGGAUGAAGCCAGUGGUUCAGAUGGAACUAUCCAACCAGAAGUUAAAGAAUGGGAUGAAGCCAGUGUCUCAGAUGGAACUAUCCAACCAGAAGUUAAAGAAUGGGAUGAAGCCAGUGGUUCAGAUGGAACUAUCCAACCAGAAGAUAAAGAAUGGGAUGAAGCCAGUGGUUCAGAUGGAACUAUCCAACCAGAAGAUAAAGAAUGGGAUGAAGCCAGUGUCUCAGAUGGAACUAUCCAACCAGAAGUUAAAGAAUGGGAUGAAGCCAGUGGUUCAGAUGGAACUAUCCAACCAGAAGAUAAAGAAUGAGAUGAAGCCAGUGGUUCAGAUGGAACUAUCCAACCAGAAGUUAAAGAAUGGGAUGAAGCCAGUGGUUCAGAUGGAACUAUCCAACCAGAAGAUAAAGAAUGGGAUGAAGCCAGUGGUUCAGAUGGAACUAUCCAACCAGAAGUUAAAGAAUGGGAUGAAGCCAGUGUCUCAGAUGGAACUAUCCAACCAGAAGUUAAAGAAUGGGAUGAAGUCAGUGGUUCAGAUGGAACUAUCCAACCAGAAGUUAAAGAAUGGGAUGAAGUCAGUGGUUCAGAUGCAACUAUCCAACCAGAAGAUAAAGAAUGGGAUGAAGCCAGUGGUUCAGAUGGAACUAUCCAACCAGAAGAUAAAGAAUGGGAUGAAGCCAGUGGUUCAGAUGGAACUAUCCAACCAGAAGAUAAAGAAUGGGAUGAAGCCAGUGGUUCAGAUGGAACUAUCCAACCAGAAGAUAAAGAAUGGGAUGAAGCCAGUGGUUCAGAUGGAACUAUCCAAUCAGAAGAUAAAGAAUGGGAUGAAGCCAGUGGUUCAGAUGGAACUAUUCAACCAGAAGUUAAAGAAUGGGAUGAAGCCAGUGGUUCAGAUGGAACUAUCCAACCAGAAGAUAAAGAAUGGGAUGAAGCCAGUGGUUCAGAUGGAACUAUCCAACCAGAAGAUAAAGAAUGGGAUGAAGCCAGUGGUUCAGAUGGAACUAUCCAACCAGAAGAUAAAGAAUGGGAUGAAGCCAGUGGUUCAGAUGGAACUAUCCAAUCAGAAGAUAAAGAAUGGGAUGAAGCCAGUGGUUCAGAUGGAACUAUCCAACCAGAAGUUAAAGAAUGGGAUGAAGCCAGUGGUUCAGAUGGAACUAUCCAAUCAGAAGAUAAAGAAUGGGAUGAAGCCAGUGGUUCAGAUGGAACUAUCCAACCAGAAGUUAAAAAAUGGGAUGAAGCCAGUGGUUCAGAUGGAACUAUCCAACCAGAAGUUAAAGAAUGAGAUGAAGCCAGUGGUUCAGAUGGAACUAUCCAACCAGAAGAUAAAGAAUGGGAUGAAGCCAGUGGUUCAGAUGGAACUAUCCAACCAGAAGAUAAAGAAUGGGAUGAAGCCAGUGGUUCAGAUGGAACUAUCCAACCAGAAGUUAAAGAAUGGGAUGAAGCCAGUGGUUCAGAUGGAACUAUCCAACCAGAAGAUAAAGAAUGGGAUGAAGCCAGUGGUUCAGAUGGAACUAUCCAAUCAGAAGAUAAAGAAUGGGAUGAAGCCAGUGGUUCAGAUGGAACUAUCCAACCAGAAGAUAAAGAAUGGGAUGAAGCCAGUGGUUCAGAUGGAACUAUCCAACCAGAAGAUAAAGAAUGGGAUGAAGCCAGUGGUUCAGAUGGAACUAUCCAACCAGAAGUUAAAGAAUGGGAUGAAGCCAGUGGUUCAGAUGGAACUAUCCAACCAGAAGAUAAAGAAUGGGAUGAAGCCAGUGGUUCAGAUGGAACUAUCCAACCAGAAGAUAAAGAAUGGGAUGAAGCCAGUGUCUCAGAUGGAACUAUCCAACCAGAAGUUAAAGAAUGGGAUGAAGUCAGUGGUUCAGAUGGAACUAUCCAACCAGAAGUUAAAGAAUGGGAUGAAGUCAGUGGUUCAGAUGCAACUAUCCAACCAGAAGAUAAAGAAUGGGAUGAAGCCAGUGGUUCAGAUGGAACUAUCCAACCAGAAGAUAAAGAAUGGGAUGAAGCCAGUGGUUCAGAUGGAACUAUCCAACCAGAAGAUAAAGAAUGGGAUGAAGCCAGUGGUUCAGAUGGAACUAUCCAAUCAGAAGAUAAAGAAUGGGAUGAAGCCAGUGGUUCAGAUGGAACUAUUCAACCAGAAGUUAAAGAAUGGGAUGAAGCCAGUGGUUCAGAUGGAACUAUCCAACCAGAAGAUAAAGAAUGGGAUGAAGCCAGUGGUUCAGAUGGAACUAUCCAACCAGAAGAUAAAGAAUGGGAUGAAGCCAGUGGUUCAGAUGGAACUAUCCAACCAGAAGUUAAAGAAUGGGAUGAAGCCAGUGGUUCAGAUGGAACUAUCCAACCAGAAGUUAAAGAAUGGGAUGAAGCCAGUGUCUCAGAUGGAACUAUCCAACCAGAAGUUAAAGAAUGGGAUGAAGCCAGUGGUUCAGAUGGAACUAUCCAACCAGAAGUUAAAGAAUGGGAUGAAGCCAGUGUCUCAGAUGGAACUAUCCAACCAGAAGUUAAAGAAUGGGAUGAAGCCAGUGGUUCAGAUGGAACUAUCCAACCAGAAGUUAAAGAAUGGGAUGAAGCCAGUGUCUCAGAUGGAACUAUCCAACCAGAAGUUAAAGAAUGGGAUGAAGCCAGUGGUUCAGAUGGAACUAUCCAACCAGAAGAUAAAGAAUGGGAUGAAGCCAGUGGUUCAGAUGGAACUAUCCAACCAGAAGAUAAAGAAUGGGAUGAAGCCAGUGUCUCAGAUGGAACUAUCCAACCAGAAGUUAAAGAAUGGGAUGAAGCCAGUGGUUCAGAUGGAACUAUCCAACCAGAAGAUAAAGAAUGAGAUGAAGCCAGUGGUUCAGAUGGAACUAUCCAACCAGAAGUUAAAGAAUGGGAUGAAGCCAGUGGUUCAGAUGGAACUAUCCAACCAGAAGAUAAAGAAUGGGAUGAAGCCAGUGGUUCAGAUGGAACUAUCCAACCAGAAGUUAAAGAAUGGGAUGAAGCCAGUGUCUCAGAUGGAACUAUCCAACCAGAAGUUAAAGAAUGGGAUGAAGUCAGUGGUUCAGAUGGAACUAUCCAACCAGAAGUUAAAGAAUGGGAUGAAGUCAGUGGUUCAGAUGCAACUAUCCAACCAGAAGAUAAAGAAUGGGAUGAAGCCAGUGGUUCAGAUGGAACUAUCCAACCAGAAGAUAAAGAAUGGGAUGAAGCCAGUGGUUCAGAUGGAACUAUCCAACCAGAAGAUAAAGAAUGGGAUGAAGCCAGUGGUUCAGAUGGAACUAUCCAACCAGAAGAUAAAGAAUGGGAUGAAGCCAGUGGUUCAGAUGGAACUAUCCAAUCAGAAGAUAAAGAAUGGGAUGAAGCCAGUGGUUCAGAUGGAACUAUUCAACCAGAAGUUAAAGAAUGGGAUGAAGCCAGUGGUUCAGAUGGAACUAUCCAACCAGAAGAUAAAGAAUGGGAUGAAGCCAGUGGUUCAGAUGGAACUAUCCAACCAGAAGAUAAAGAAUGGGAUGAAGCCAGUGGUUCAGAUGGAACUAUCCAACCAGAAGAUAAAGAAUGGGAUGAAGCCAGUGGUUCAGAUGGAACUAUCCAAUCAGAAGAUAAAGAAUGGGAUGAAGCCAGUGGUUCAGAUGGAACUAUCCAACCAGAAGUUAAAGAAUGGGAUGAAGCCAGUGGUUCAGAUGGAACUAUCCAAUCAGAAGAUAAAGAAUGGGAUGAAGCCAGUGGUUCAGAUGGAACUAUCCAACCAGAAGUUAAAAAUGGGAUGAAGCCAGUGGU